AUGGUCCUGCGCUGGGGCCUGGAGCUGGCAGCAGCGUUGCCACACACCGUCCAUGUGCAGAAGGAAUAUUUUGAUGUGCAGCAAUAUACAGUGACGGUGACUCUGGAUCCAGACACGGCUCAUCCCCAGCUCGUCCUGUCUGAGGAUCGGAAACGUGUGAGAUGGGGACACACCCAGCGGUACCUGCCCGACGAUCCUGAGCGAUUUGACACUGAGCUCUGUGUGCUGGGCUGUGAGGGAUUCACCUCGGGGAGACAUUGCUGGGAGGUGGAGGUGGGGGAUGGGAAACGCUGGGCUGUGGGGGUGGCCAGAGAGUCUGUGAGGAGGAAAGGCUGGAUCAGUCAUAACCCUGGGGGGGGGAUCUGGGCUGUGCAGCGGUGGGGGCGUCAGUUCCAGGCUCUCACCUUCCCUGAGACCCCCCUGCCCCUGAGCCGGGUCCCCAGAAGGAUCCGGGUUUCUCUGGACUGUGAAUGGGGGCAGGUGGCUUUUUUUGAUGCUGAUAACGAGGCCCCGAUCUUCACUUUCCCGCCAGCCUCUUUCACCGGGCAGCGAAUCCGUCCCUGGUUCUGGGUCUGGACAGGAUCCCGGCUCAGACAGUGUUGCUGA
This is a messenger RNA of Emys orbicularis (European pond turtle), 606 nucleotides long. RefSeq names its product butyrophilin subfamily 1 member A1-like. Lineage: Eukaryota; Metazoa; Chordata; Testudines; Emydidae. The record is from RefSeq and is a predicted model, not a curated record. Gene Ontology annotation, cellular component: cytoplasm. Gene Ontology annotation, biological process: protein ubiquitination; innate immune response; regulation of gene expression. Gene Ontology annotation, molecular function: ubiquitin protein ligase activity; protein binding. Bases 1 to 606 code for a protein of 201 amino acids. The transcript has 2 exons.